UUCCACAAAUGGAAAUUGUUCUUAAGUACAAAAAAACAUCUAGUCAGGAAAUUCCAGGCUGGGCUGAACUGCAGGGUGAUGCAGGAGCCGCACAAAGUGAGUGCGGGGUGCCAGGGCCCUCCACAGGGAGAGCUCAGAUUCCUGCAGUGCUGGCAGGAUGUGCACACAUCUGCAUGCACACACAUGUUUGUGCACACAAAUGCAAAUGUGUACACAUGGAUGUGUGUGCAGAAACUCGCACACACAUGGAUGCCUGCCCACGGGCACACCUGCACUGCUGCUGUGCCCGUAUCCACAUCCCCACUGCCACAGGAGACCAGGGAGCCUUAGCACAGCCUGAGCACACAGGGUGGUGCAGGGGGAAAAGCAGGGGGCAGGGGCAGCGCUUGAAGGUCAAGCCCCAGACUUUAACUGGGACCUCAUAAGAGGCCCGAUGGGCACCGUGCAGUGGAGCUGAGCGUGGGCUCAUCUCCAAUCACAUGGGAAUCACCCGCAUUCUGCGAGAUGCCGACAUCCCCUCUCGCCCACCCGUGUUCCUGUCCCAGCCCCAGGGCAGGCGGGGUGGGGAAUGCUGGCUGCAGCCGUCAUCGGAGCCGCAGGAAGCCAGCUUUACUGCAUGUGCAGCCCAGAGGCUGCGUAACUCCACCUCGAGAGCUCGUCCUCGCGUACAGGGAGCAGCCAGCACCGAGAUCAUGGGAGGGACGUCGCAGCACGGCCCCGAGGACUGUCGCUUUCUGGACGCAGAAGCAUCCAAGACCCGAAAGAAGACCUGCACCAGGUACAGGGUUUGCGGGCUGCUCUUCAGCGUGCUGCUCAUUGCUCUCAUCCUCGUGCUCUUUGGUGCCAAACACCUGUGGAACCCAGCACCCAGACAAGUCUACGACAUGGAGCACACCUUCUUCAGCCAUGGUGAGAAGAAGAAAAUUGUGAUGGAGAUCGACCCACUGACCAGGACGGAGACCUUCAGGAGUGGGAAUGGCAGUGAGGAGAUCCUGGAGAUCCACGACUUCAAGAAUGGAAUAACCGGCAUCUUCUUUGUGGGACUUCAAAAGUGCUUCAUCAAAACUCAGACCAAAGUCAUACCUGAGACUACGGAGGCCAAGAUUCCUGAGCUGGAGGGUGAAGAAAUCACCACCACCUACUUUGAGCAGUCCAUGGUCUGGGUGCCUGGCGAAAAACCCAUUCAGAACAAGGAUUUCCUGAAGAGCUCCAAGAUUUUUAACAUUUGUAGAAACGUGACCAUCUACUGGAUCCACCCAACGCCCAUAGCAGCUCCGGAGCUGGCUGGCCUGGAAGGAACAGAAGAAGAUGACACCAGGCUGCUCAUGGAUGACCAGAGCUGGCUGGAUGGGGACAGUGAGCAUGGAACGGAGACUGCCCUGCCAGGACCCAAACGCCGGGCACGGCAGCUGACAGAAGAGGACCUGCCUGUCAAUGACUAUACAGAGAAUGGGCUGGAGUUCCACCCACUGUGGGACGAGCGGGGCUACUGCUGCGCACAGUGCCGCCGCGCCAACCGCUACUGCCGGCGGGUCUGCGAGCCGCUGCUGGGCUACUACCCCUACCCUUACUGCUACCAGGGCGGCAGGGUCAUCUGCCGGAUCAUCAUGCCCUGCAACUGGUGGAUCGCACGCAUGCUGGGCCGGGUGUAGCCCCUGUGUGGACCCACUGAGCCCCCAGGUAGAGGCCUGCAGGCUGCAGGACCUCAAGCUCUGAGGGGUGGGCCAGGCUGGCAUCAUCGUCCCACUGAGCGGUGAGAGGCAAGCAAUAAAUGUCCUAUAUGAGCGAUUGCAAAGAAAA
Messenger RNA from Coturnix japonica (Japanese quail), 1800 nucleotides. RefSeq names its product tenomodulin (gene TNMD). Gene Ontology annotation, biological process: negative regulation of endothelial cell proliferation; negative regulation of angiogenesis. The record is from RefSeq and is a predicted model, not a curated record. NCBI's taxonomy places the organism in Eukaryota, Metazoa, Chordata, Aves, Galliformes, Phasianidae.